AUGGAUCAACCCUCAAUGGCUGAAAAGGCUCAAAGUGAGGCAGACACUGAUGACUCGGAUGUGUUCUCUCACCCCAGUUCACCAACCACACACCACAGGCCAGGCCAUGGUGGAGUCCACCGCCAUCACCGAAGGGUGUCCCGUCCCCAUGUGAGGUUUCCCACCAUAGUGGGCUUUAUCACCAAGGUGUGCCUUACAACCAUAGAGACUUCUCCCACUCUGGUAGCCCUGCCCAACACAGUGAGGCCCAUCACCAUGGUGGGCACCACCAUCAUGAAGCCCAUCACCACGGAAGAGCACCGCUAUGGGGAGUACCGUCGUGGUAGCUCCCAACUCUUUGGCCCACACACGUCCCACAGUGUGGCCUCAGCCUCCCUCGGCUCUGCCUGUUCUCGUCAAGUAGCCCCCCAACCUAGCAAGCCAGAUAGACAGAGCUCAGCCUUCAGCUUGGCUCGUUCCCUGAACACAGCGUACUCACACCCUGCCCAGACCUCCAGCAAAGUCCAUCCUCGGGGCUCCUCCUCUAAAACCUCGGAAAGCUGGCCCGAAGAAGACGAGCAGAUUCAGAAGCACAAAACUGGCCGAGCCCCACGAACCCACAAGAAGCUGCACACUGUGGACCUCUUCUAUUUGUUGUGGGAAAAAUUAAGCCACCUCAUGUGGGGCCUUUCGAGAAUGCUCAGGAAACUGACUGACUCCUUGGCCUUUGAAGCCUUCAUCGUCUUCAUCGUCUGCCUUAACACCAUCAUGCUCGUGGCCCAGACCUUCGCUGAAGUCGAGGUCCGGGGUGAGUGGUACUUCAUGGCCUUGGACUCCAUCUUCCUCUGCAUCUACGUGGUGGAAGCUGUGCUCAAAAUCAUUGCUCUGGGCCUCAAGUAUUUUUUGGACCCCUGGAACAACCUGGAUUUCUUCAUCAUGAUCAUGGCUGUGCUGGAGUUCAUGCUCAUGCAGAUCAACUCUUCCUCCAUGCGCGUGGUCUACAACCAAAGCAUCUUCCGCAUCUUCAAGGUCUUCAAGAGCCUGCGAGCCUUGCGAGCUAUCCGGGUCCUGCGGAGGCUCAGCUUCCUGACCAGCCUCCAGGAAGUGACCGGGACCCUGGCCCAGUCCUUGCCGUCCAUCACCGCCAUCCUCAUCCUCAUGUUCACCUGUCUCUUCCUGUUCUCUGUGGUGUUCCGGGCACUGUUCCGCUACUCUGACCCCAAGCGCUUCCAGAACAUCUUCACCACCAUCUUCACCCUCUUCACCUUGCUCACCCUGGACGACUGGUCCCUCAUCUACCUGGACAGCCGAGCCCAGGGCGCCUGGUACAUCAUCCCCAUUCUCAUGAUAUAUAUCAUCAUCCAGUACUUCAUCUUCCUCAACCUGGUGAUUGCCGUCCUGGUGGAUAACUUCCAGAUGGCCCUGCUCAAAGGCCUGGAGAAAGUGAAGCAGGAGAAGGCCUCCCAGAUCCAUGAGAAGCUACUGGAUGACUCACUGACAGAGCUCAUGGAAGCAGAGCCUGAAGAGGUGAUAAGUGGACACACUAUACAGAAGCAGCUCAUUGAGAAAAAAUUUGGAGACAUGACUGAGAAGCAGCGGGAGCUCCUGUUCCACUUCCUGCAGCUGGUGUCCGGGGUGGAGCAUUACCAGCAGAAAUUCCGCUCCCAGGCAGCUGUCAUCGAUGAGAUUGUGGACACCGCGUUUGAGGCUGGAGAGGAGGACUUCAGGAAGUGA
Messenger RNA from Orcinus orca (killer whale), 1713 nucleotides. RefSeq names its product cation channel sperm associated 1 (gene CATSPER1). Gene Ontology annotation, molecular function: voltage-gated calcium channel activity; calcium-activated cation channel activity. Gene Ontology annotation, cellular component: membrane; CatSper complex. Gene Ontology annotation, biological process: regulation of cilium beat frequency involved in ciliary motility; flagellated sperm motility; calcium ion transport. The coding region runs from base 1 to 1713 and encodes 570 amino acids. NCBI's taxonomy places the organism in Eukaryota, Metazoa, Chordata, Mammalia, Artiodactyla, Delphinidae. The transcript is spliced from 14 exons. The record is from RefSeq and is a predicted model, not a curated record.